Messenger RNA from Dendrobium catenatum, 1204 nucleotides. Its product is annotated as 2-oxoglutarate-dependent dioxygenase DAO-like. The coding region runs from base 84 to 1109 and encodes 341 amino acids. Gene Ontology annotation, biological process: auxin catabolic process. Gene Ontology annotation, molecular function: indole-3-acetaldehyde oxidase activity; dioxygenase activity. The transcript has 3 exons. NCBI's taxonomy places the organism in Eukaryota, Viridiplantae, Streptophyta, Magnoliopsida, Asparagales, Orchidaceae. The record is from RefSeq and is a predicted model, not a curated record.
CCAUACAUUUAUAUUACUUGUUGUCAUUUAGUGUGAAUUAAAUAAACAUCACAUCUUCCAAUUUAUAAAGAAAUUUCUUUAUCAUGAAGUCAUCAAUAACUCACAGACUUCGAUGUAAUUUUUAUUUAAACCGCCUGAUUAAAGCAUCUUUGAGAGCAUCAACAAAAGAAAAUUGGAGGAGUAGAUUGGGGAUCAUGAAAGUGGAGGGAUUCUCGGUGCCAAUAAUUGACUUGGCGAAGUUUGAAGUAGAGAAGGAGAAUCUUAGGGCGGCGGUUGUUGAACUGGGUUGCUUCCGAGUGAUCAAUCAUGGAAUCCAUGAUGCGAUUAUUGCAAAUAUGAAGUAUUCUGGAAGAAAUAUCUUAGAGCUAUCCUCUGAGGUGAAGCAACGCAACAUCAAUAUCAUACCUGGAAGCGGUUACAUACAUCCUAAUCAGUUGAGCCAUUUGUUUGAGAGUUUAGGCAUCUAUGAUGCCAACUCAACUGCUGACAUCCAUGCCUUCUGCACUUGCUUGGGCAUCUCAUCCCACGACAAAGAAAAUUUGAGUACGUAUGCCUCUACACUUCAUUGUCUCACUGUGGAUUUGGCAUCCAAAAUAGCUGAGUGUUUAGGAGUUGUAGACUAUUCGUUUCAAGAAUGGUCUUGUCACUUACGAUUGAAUAGAUAUAAUUUCACAAAAGAAAAUAUUGGCUUUGAUGGUGCAUAUACCCAUACAGAUAGUAGUUUUAUCAGUGUCCUUCUUGAAGACGAGUCUAAUGAUGGAUUUGAGUUUAUAAACUCCGAGGGAAACUCUGUGGUUGUUAAUCAUGUACCGGGAACAUUUCUUAUAAAUGUCGGCGAUAUCGGAAAGGUUUGGAGCAAUGGAAGACUUCAUAAUGUUAAACACAAGGUGGUAUGCAAGAAAGCAGAGCCGCGAUUCACCGUUGUCUUAUUUAUACUUGCACCAAAGGAUAACAAGAUUGAGCCUCAAGCUGAAUUAAUUGAUUCUAAGAACCCACAACUCUAUCAAAGUUUCGACUUUAUGGAGUACAGGAAGAUUAAGGCUUCAACUCGAUCAGUAACUGAACUUCUCCGACAUUGGGCUGUUGAUGAAGCUAAAGCAAUGGCUUAAUGUACUUAACAAGUAGCAAUUUGUUUCAAAAUGUAAUAUUGGAUGCUGAGACUGAGAAUUGACAGUGGUAUGAAUAAAUGUGAAAAUAAUUUUCA